Mercenaria mercenaria is the source of this 3375-nucleotide messenger RNA. Its product is annotated as E3 ubiquitin-protein ligase UBR4-like. The transcript is spliced from 22 exons. Lineage: Eukaryota; Metazoa; Mollusca; Bivalvia; Venerida; Veneridae. The record is from RefSeq and is a predicted model, not a curated record. Bases 2013 to 3053 code for a protein of 346 amino acids.
UCUCCCGUAUUUUCAGUAUAUCUCCCGGUCUCCCACCGGAACAUGAAAACCUCCCGUAAAAAAAUAAAAUUCAGAAAAAAAGUCCUCUGUCGAAAAAUCGUAUCUCCGACCCAAUGUAGACCUUUAGAAAAUACUUGAAAUUCAAUAUCGAGUAGCCUGGAAAUACUCUUCAGACAUAAUUUUCAUAGUUGUCUAUAAUCCCUAGCUUGUUUUGCGAGAGAUACACGCCUGAGGCAUUAAUUAUCUUACCACCUACUGUCGCCAUCUGCAAACAAUUAACCAUUUAAUCUUACCCGUAGGCAAUUGUAAACAUGUGCAUGCGAGAUUUUAGACUGAUUCAAUAACAUCAAAGCCACUGAUCCGUAGUUUUUUAAAACAAUAUGUAAACCAGUCUUAAAAUUACGUCAUUUUACCGCCACCUGCCAAAGUGUACUUUUGUUUUCGCUGACCUCAAUAUUUAUCGGGAAACACUCUUUUCCCAUAUUUAUCGAGCCAUCAGAGGAUGAGACAGAGAUAUUGGUUGCCUUGAUGAAGUCAGGUGACCAGACUGGUUCUACUUCACCACCAUUAGAGCAUGAGAUCAGUGUCACCCAGGAGAUUGAUAGCGACUGGGAGGAAGAUCUGAGUCAUGAGGAGGAAGAUACUGCAGGAGAAGAUUCUGGUGAAGAAUCUUUGAACAACAAACUAUAUAUAUCCACAGUUACACAGAAAGAAUUUAUGAACCAGCAUUGACUUCACAGCCUACGUCUGAACCUGCUAGAGAAGUUACUGCAGUACCUACCCAAGGUCUCAGCACAAGGUAGAGUUGCUGCUAUUCCAUUCAUGCAGUUGAAGAAGAUAGGAGACAAUGUUCAAGGUGUGUUUACAACCACAUUUGAUGCUGCAUGGAACACCACACUAGCCGAGUAUAUGAAGACACAGAGAACACCAUUUGUCAAAAAACAAGCAAGAAAAUUACUUCUGUUUAUUAGUGGAUCAAGGGACAGAUACAGAGAGAUAUGUGACCUUUACUCUAUAGAGAACAACCUGAAUGCUGUCAUUGAACAGUGUAACAAGAGGGCACUUUCCACUACUGAGCUUGCUCCACACAGUGUCAUACUGCCAUAUGACUCUCUACUUGUUCUUUUUCAGACCAGGACUUUGGCACAAGGCCAGAAAGAUGACACUAACUGCAGGCCACACAGAUGUCAAGGUUGAGUUUCGAAUUCCUAUAGUGGCGUGUAAUCUGAUGAUAGAAUAUGCUGAUCUCUGUGACAACCUUCAAGCUACCAGUGAGACAUUACAGUGUCCACGCUGCAGUGCCUCCAUCCCAGCUAACCCUGGAGUUUGCGGUAACUGCGGGAAAGUGUGUUCCAGUGUCAUAAAUGCAGAGCCAUUAAUUAUGAUGAGAAAGACCCGUUCCUGUGUAAUGCCUGUGGCUUCUGUAAAUAUGCCAAGUUUGAUUUCACCCGCACAGCCAAACCAUGUUGUGCUGUAGAUCCUAUUGAGAAUGAAGAAGACAGGAAGAAGACUAAAACAACCAUAAAUUCGCUGUUGGAGAAGGCAGACUGAAUCUAUAAACAGUUACAACUGCAUCGUCCAGCACUGGAGAACCUGGGGAUCCAGGUAGCUGAGCACAGCACUGACAGACCAGAAGAUGGUGGUGGACAGUGGGGAGGAGUGCCAGGAUCAGCUGUGAAUAAAUCUAUACAACAUCUAGCCCUGAAAUACUGUGGAGAAAGCAAAUCUUCUUUUGACGAACUCAGCAAAAUUAUACAGAAAGUGUUAGCAUGUAGAAAGGAGCUGGUAGACUAUGACAGACAACAGAGACAGGCUGUAGACACCAGCAGUUCCCCUGUCACCAGCCCUAGAGACCCACCUGUACUUAAACAAACUUAAAGAAAGCUGAAAAGUUCAGUGUCAAGCCAAGCAAUUGUUUUGGAUGUGGAAGUGCAGCUGUGGAACACUGUAUAACAUUGUUACAAGCCCUUGUCACCAACAUCAACCUUAGACAUGUACUCUGUAGUCAGGGUAUGAUUCAGGAGUUGAUAGAUUUCAGCCUUCGCCGAGGCACACUACAUGUAAGGUCAGAGGUCAGAUCCCUGCUCUGCCUACUGAUCAAAGACAACAGGUGUGGAACAGAGGAAAUGAACAACAUUAUAAUGACUCAUACAUCAGCAGCAGUCAAAGGACAUUUAUCCAACCCAGAUCUUGGUUCUUCUGUGAGACAUGAGAUACUGUUGCUGGCUAACUCCCUUAAACAAGAAGAUACAUGUUGGGAAUUCAGGGUGAGAUGUGUGAUGCGACUCUUCCUGAUGGGAAUCCAGCUGAAACAACCGGUUAUUAUGGAAAGUGUGACAUUACCCUGUCUAAGGAUACUCCAACAUCUGAUUAGACCUGACAAGUCACAGAUAGCUAAGGAUGGUAGCCAGGAAGAACCCCCUGUCAAUGUAGUGAUGGCCUUACCUCCUAAGUUACAUUUGAACAGUGCAGAGUGGUUGGCUGGAAACCAGAACUGGCGGAAAUGUCUGCCAGUCCAACAAGCGCAGCAGACCACACCAACAGCAGAGAAGAAGGAAGAAAUUACUGAGAAACAAUCAGAAAAAGAUAAAUGUGUUGAGAAGACUGAAGCUCGGGCUCGUUAUCUUGAGGAGAAAUAUGCCACUAGGUGGCGUACCAAGAUGUGGAAGGUUCCUGGUGUUCCAUUGAAGCUGACACAAACAACUUGGCUGCAGCAGGCUAUAUUCUCACCAUCGUCCCAGUCAGCAAGACAGACAGCAACCAGGGUGAUUGAGUAUAUAGCACAGGUUCCAUCUAGGAAGAAAGAAAUUGUGGACAUGCUCACAGGGUGUUUGGAUCAGGCGGGCAAGGCUGGAGAAUGUGCCCAGGAGUUCCUAUCCCUCUAUGGUAGGAUUAUACAACCAACCCACAGGAAACAUUACCUUGCUAUCAAGGGGGUGUUACUCAAACUUGGAGAUCUGAUCACCAAGGAGGUGGAGAAACUACAGUACCUUGAGGAGACAACACUGAGUUCUGAUCUGGCACAAGGUUUUGCUCUAAAAUCUGUCACAUAGUUACUGUCCCUGUUUGUUCAACAAAAGGAGAUAAAGCAGCACUACAAGAAUAGACUAUUUGGUUACGUCCUUAAUGGAUAUCUCUCAUUGAAGAAACUUCUGUUGCAGAGAACUAAAUUGAUAGAUGAGACACAGGAUAAACUGUUAGAGCUCCCUGAGGAGCUUACUACAGGUACAGAGUCUGAGACAAAGGAAUUUAUUCAAGUGUGUGUACAGACUAUACAGAAAUAUCCGCUAGAUGACAAAGUGUCACCUGUUUUCAUAUUUGAGCGACUGUGUAGCAUCAUCUUUCCAAAGGAGAAUGAUGUUGGUGAUUUCUUCA